CGCUAGCACGCGGCGCACACUUUCAUUCAUUCUUCUUGAAGUUGAAGAUUCGCAGGAAGCUGGCCCAGCGCCAAAAGCCGCACUGCAGGAGUGUUGCUGGUGGAAAUCAAGGGCGCUAUUCUAGCUGGUCCCUGACGUUCUUACCUGGAUUGUCUGAUUGGGAGCCAAUCCGAACAUUCAUAGAGCUGACAGCAUUUGCUGCAUCCCCACCGUUCAGCAGACACCGGAUGCAUUUGCAGUAGACUUCCAAACGGAUGGGAAACUUUCCGAUGGAGAACCACUGCUUCGAAGUUGUGGAUAUCCCAGGGAAGGGACGAGGCCUCGUAGCAGCCCGCCAAAUCUUAGGCGGUGAGACUGUGCUGUGUGACCCCCCUCUCCUGCUGGUGGUGGACGAACAAGCCAAAGCCUACUGCUGCUCCCACUGCUUUAGGAUGUCCACGAGCGUCAGGCUUGACCGGGCACCUGAGGCGCAGCUGCCUCGGGAGACCGUCGGAAAUGAACAGUUAGAAACUGGGCAUGGUGGUCCUGAGACGGGCGCAGAAACUUCGGGAUUAGCAAUUGAUGAAAAUGAUGUGUCGUUCAAUGAUUUGGGGGAGCCGUUCCAAGUUCACUGCGAAAGCUGCAGCGAGGUCUGGUUCUGUGGCACAGAGUGUAGGCAGAAAGCAAGCGCGUCUGGUCAUUCGCCUCUUGUCUGCCGGAUCCUUUCGAAGUUGGGAGGCUCGACCCUUAGCAGCGAUGAGAAGAAUCAAGCCCGCUUUCUGGCGGCAGCGGUCGAUCUCAAAGCUUCAACACAGCCUGUGGUCGAGCUUGAGAACAAACCAGAAGGGGGUGAUACGAAGGUCGCAAGCAGUAGUGGGGUAAACACAAAGCGGGCUAAUCCUGACACACCUAUUAGACAGCCGUUUGAUGCAUUACUUCGUCUUGAUGGGGAGCCGUCAGAGACAGGAAGUGGCUCCGGGGCAUUGUACGCGUUCUUGAAGGAGGCGGUUGCAGAAAGGGGGGAAAAGGUAGAAGCUUUCGACCAGGAGACGGUGUCCCUCUUGUUGUGCAAAGACCAGCGCAACAGUUACGGGAUCAUGGCGCCCAACGGCCCAGAGGGCGAACGGCGCCUCCGAGCGAGCGGCACAUACAUGAGAGCAGCGCUAAUCAACCACAACUGUCUGCCUAAUGUGGCGCGGUUUGACUACUUUGACAAGCCCGGUGACCGCAACACGGACGUCUUCCUCCGCGCUCUGCACGACAUCCCCGCGGGAGAAGAGAUUUGCCAGAGCUACUUCCCUGUCUCGUGGCCGUACGAGCUGCGGCAAGAGCGGCUCGCGGAGGAGUACGGGUUUACGUGCACGUGCCAGCGGUGCCUGACGGAGCAGGCGUGGUCGGACGAGGACGAAGACGGGGAAGGGGACGAUGAGGAAACGGAGGGGGGAGAUGCGGGUGUAACGGAGUUGGAAAUCGUUGGGACGGGGUUGUCGAAGGGGAAGGCCAAAGUUGUGGAAGCGGAAGGACGGGGCGAGUCCAGCGAAGAACCGGAGAGAAGAGCGUUGGGGGACGUUGGAAUUGGUAGCGAGAGCGAGGAAGGAGGGCCUUUGGGAGGUGAGACUGCGGGGCAAGAUGACUUCCAGCACGCAAUUUUCUUUGUUAAGUACUUGUGUCCGGACGAGGAUUGCGGUGGCACAAUGGCGCCACUUGAAGGUAGAUGGACCGGAGUCCAAAGCGGGAAGGGCAAGUACGACCCUGCUGAAGCAAUGGAGUGCAACAUGUGCGGGAAGAUCAGGACAGAUGCCGAGUUUGAAAGCGAAUUAGCAUUACUUGAAGACGAACAAGCCGCAGAGCUAUCAUAGCUGACUGCGUAACAGUUCUGGCUUCCUCGAAAGGAAAGGGGCAGCUUGGUAAAACCGAUUUGCUGUACCUGUUCUUGUGCUGCCACAUCUUUCACAUUAAGCUGCAAAUUGGGCGGCUCCAUUGUAUGCAGUGCACGCUUGCUCAUUUUGUUAC
Molecule: messenger RNA, 1992 nt
Organism: Klebsormidium nitens
Lineage: Eukaryota; Viridiplantae; Streptophyta; Klebsormidiophyceae; Klebsormidiales; Klebsormidiaceae
Source: the annotation of a GenBank genome assembly